Paramecium tetraurelia is the source of this 432-nucleotide messenger RNA. RefSeq lists its product as uncharacterized. The transcript has 3 exons. Gene Ontology annotation, molecular function: calcium ion binding. The record is from RefSeq and is a predicted model, not a curated record. NCBI's taxonomy places the organism in Eukaryota, Ciliophora, Oligohymenophorea, Peniculida, Parameciidae.
AUGUAAUAUUCAAACACUUACGAGUCAGUUGUCAAGACUUAAGUAAUCAGCGGAUAAGACCAAAAACCUUUGAAUUUGGGAUUGACUGAUGUGGAAGGAGCCAAGGCUGUGGCAAGAAGAUUGUUUGAUACAUAUGAUAGAGAUAGAAAUGGAUAAAUUGAUAAUGUAGAAGUUGUUCCUAUGAUUGUGGAUGUUUAUAAAUCAUUCAAUCGUAUUUUCUCACCUGCUAGAGGAGAUAUUGAUUCAUUUUACAAAGUUUUGGAUAGAAACCAAGAUGGCAAGAUAACCUACUAAGAUCUUGAAGAUCUAUGUAUCAGAUACUUAACUAACUAAACACCGACAAAUUUAAGAGCUUCUGAAGCCCCUCGUUAGAGUGGUCUCCAAUAGACAUCGCAAACAGUCACUUCACAAUACAGAAGAUCCCAAUUUUGA